GCGAUAUUCUGAAGCGAGCGCCAAAACGUGGCCAAAACACAACACAAAAUGCGUGGCUUUUGCAGCACAUGAUGUAUUUUCUGAUUUUUGUGUAAUAAUUGCUCUGGCUCUCUUUGGGUAAAUCACCAAGGAUAUCUAAGCUUUCAGACGAAAACGACGAAAGGUAAUUUUAUUUGACUAGUUUUCACGAUUGCUAAGUCAAAGUGACAUUAGACUGGGACUCCGUGGUAUCGUCAAGUAAACAUCUGAGUGUCAUCUCUAGCAGUCACCAUGUUCGUGAAGGUACGGACGAUGGAUGGCAAGUCAUCGGCCACCGUUGUCAUCUCCAAGUUGACAACAGUGCAGGAGUUCCGGCAGCUGGUGCGGGAAGAGCUGGAUGUUCCUCCCGAGAGCCAGCGCCUAUUUUUCAGAGGAAAACAAAUGGAGGAUGGCCAUACCAUGUUUGAAUAUGAUGUCAAUGUCAAUGAUGUCAUUCAGCUGAUGGUUCGACAGUUGGCACCACCAGAGUCGCCAAAAUGUGCUGUCAAAUUGGAGCAAGAUGAAAAUGAUCUCAAUAAGGCAAAUACAAGCGCGAGUGACCGCAAAGCCACUGAAAAUGGCGAUGCUCUAUCAUCGCCCCAAUGGACGAAAAAGGAGACGGACGACGCGGCCGCGGACUGGGAGCCGAUCACCGAGGACGACAUGUACCGGGAGGGGGACUGUUGUGACGCCCGCGACCCCAGCUCGGGCGCCUGGUUCGAGGCCGUGGUGAAGGGGCUGCGCGCUCAGAAGACUCCAACACCGGACGGCGGCCCGCCCCGCCACCAGUACGCCGUUCAGUUCGAGGGGUACGAGGACGAGAGUGAGCCCAUCUGGCUGAACCCAGCCGACCUGCGGGAGCGCGCCUCGGUGACACUGCCCUUCUCGUCACUGGUCGACGGUAUGGAGGUGCUGGUCAACUACAACGUGGACGAGCCGGACGAGCGGGGGUUCUGGUUUGACGCCAUAGUGACGGGCAAACAGGCGCGCGGCAGAAGGCGACGGCUAGAGGUGACGGCCCUGCUGGGCGCGGACCGAGUGCCCGUCGCCGGCUGCCUGGUGAAGUUCGUGGACGAGGUGAUGGAGCGGGGGAUGCAGCGUAGUAGGAAGGAAAGGCGAGACUCUGCCGCUGCCGACAAUGGCACCGACACAGCAGCGAAACGUGAGGUGGGCCCGACCUGUAAGAUCUGCCGCGAUCGGCCGGACCGCGACUGUCGGGUCUGCGGCUGCCACGUCUGCCACAGCAAGUCGCAGCCGGAGAAGCAGAUAAUGUGCGACGAAUGCGACAUGCCCUACCACAUCUCGUGCCUGACGCCGCCCCUGGAGGCCAUACCCGAGGAGGGCGACUGGUACUGCCCCGAGUGUAAGACGGACACCAGUGAGGUGGUUCUCGCCGGACAGAAACUCAAGGCCAGCAAACGCAAGUCGCGCAUGGCCUCCGUGGUGAACAAAGCCACCAAGCGCGACUGGGGCAAGGGCAUGGCCACUGCUGGCCGUCAGAAGCAGUGCACCAUCGUGCCGACCAACCACAUGGGUCCUGUGCCCGGCGUGGAGGUGGGCAUGCGCUGGCAGUACCGUAUCCAGGCCUCGGAGGCGGGUGUGCACCGGCCGCACGUGGCCGGGAUCGCCGGCAGGGAGAAGGAGGGCGCCUUCAGUAUCGUGCUCUCUGGGGGGUAUGAGGAUGAUGUGGAUAAAGGCGAGGAGUUCUUCUACACAGGGUCGGGCGGGCGGGACCUCUCCGGUAACAAGCGAACGGCCGGACAGAGCUGUGACCAACAGCUAACCAGGAUGAACAAAGCGCUGGCUCUCAACUGUAACGCCAAGAUUAACUCGAAGACGGGCGCUGAGGCGGAGGACUGGCGCGGCGGCCGACCGGUACGGGUGAUCCGCUCGUACAAACUGGGCAAACACUCCAAAUACGCGCCCAAUGAGGGACUCAGGUACGACGGUGUGUACAAGAUCGUCAAGUACUGGCCGGAGAAGGGUCAGAGCGGCUUUCUGGUGUGGCGCUACCUGCUGCGCCGAGACGACCCGACCCCGGCGCCGUGGACGCCCGACGGGCGGCGGCGCAUCCUGGAGCUCGGCAUCCAGGAUAUGGUGCGCGUGGAGGGCGCCACCAGUUCUGCGGCCGCCACCGACUCAGGCUCAGACGGUGACCGUGCCGAGGACGGCCCGCCGACCAAACGCUCCCGACCGGCCGCCUACAGCCCGGAGCCGGCCAUAGCCGCCCUCAUCGAGGCCGACGAGCAGAAUCGGCACCUCUGGGACGAGUGUCGACGCACGCUGGCCGACGGGAAACUGAAAUUCCUGGACGCAGUGACGGAGACCUUCAUGUGUAUCUGCUGCCAGGAGCUGGUCUGCACCCCAGUCACCCUGCCCUGCCGCCAUAACGUGUGCCAGCCCUGCGUUCGCCGCUCGUUCAAAGCCGAGGUCUACUCGUGCCCCGCCUGCCGACACGAUCUCGGCAAGAGUUUCUCGCUGAAGGCCAAUGGCGAUCUGUUCGCGGCGCUGAAGGCGCUCUUCCCCGGCUACCAGCAGGGCCGGUAGGCUCACCUAGCGGGGCGGUGGCCGGGGUGGGGAGCCCCAGCUGUCCUCCGAGCCCGCCGCCCAGAGCCGUCACUGCCAGCGCUGGCCGUCACCGCACCAUUCCGUCUAUUGGCAGACUCAGCCGGCCUCACAGCGUACCCUGCCCGAAAUGUUUUUACAGCGCUUACUGAAUGCAUUGCAAGUGAAUAUCUGAUUCCAAUAAAAAAUGUACAAAAGCCA
Molecule: messenger RNA, 2784 nt
Organism: Amphibalanus amphitrite
Lineage: Eukaryota; Metazoa; Arthropoda; Thecostraca; Balanomorpha; Balanidae
Product: E3 ubiquitin-protein ligase UHRF1-like
Exons: 16
Coding region: 271-2565 (764 amino acids)
Biological process (GO): protein ubiquitination; negative regulation of gene expression via chromosomal CpG island methylation
Molecular function (GO): ubiquitin protein ligase activity; protein binding
Source: RefSeq, a predicted model, not a curated record